AACUGCAUGCCGCAAUAACUGGGAAGGAGGAAUCUAUGCUCUGUUUGAGCGCUUGAGUGAGGGUUCCCACUACCGACACAGGGAACCUACUACACACAUCUGGACGAAGCGAACAGAGACAACCACAAACCCGCCCGACGGACAUGGGCAUGGUAGGGAGGAAAAAAAUCUUCGACAACAUUUUAGUUGCUGUAACACUCUCCGUAGGAGAGGAACGUCUUUUUGUUUUGCGCGCGGUGAAUUCAAAGAUUUGUUUCGUUUCGUCGUCACCGUCAGACCGGAAGGCUCGACGAACAGAAGAAAUUGAAUGUGCGCAAAAGGACUGUAGUGACACCAGCAAAAAAAAGAGCAGCUUGCAGAGGCUGUGCCGGGGGUUGGUAUUUAGAGCAUAAAGAAGACUUUUUUCUUUUUUUCGCGGUAAAUUCUCAUUGGAUGGGACACGUGAAGUGAAGUGCUGCUAUCGAGGAAAAGGACCCGGUUGAACCAGAACUUUGCUAGCACACAAAGGGAACGAUUUCAAUUCAGCAAAAGCGAGAAAAAGAUUCAAAUUACAAGAGUUUUUUUUCUUGGUUCGAUUUUAUGAAAAGAUCGAACUUUGAAGGCUGAAAGGAAGGAACAAGGACGAGGAAUUAGAAAGGAAUUUCAUCAAUUCGAGCAAGUUCGUGGAAAUCGUUCAAGUGACAAGGAAAAGGAAGCAGGAAGAGAUUACGCGCAGAAACGAAAUAAAUAACCAAGUAGUGGAAAGUGUGAUAAAGCUCGCGGAUUAAGGUGAAAAGUCAGUGGUUCGACAUAAGCCUGCAGUCGGCAAACGUUACGCAAUAGCUACGGUAAUAAUUCAUGUUCGCGAGUACUUAGUGUUACAGUCUAUUAGAGAAAACGAAGUAGGAGGAACCUGCCAUAACAGCGAAAAGCCGAUGAUGGAAAACGUUCGCCUGUUGAUUGUAGUGUAGGAAGGUGAGAAAAUCCGGAUUUCUCGGGAAACUACCCCUUUUAGUGGCAGUGAUAAAACUUUCGUGUCAAUUGAAGUCAAACGGUGGAAAACGCUAUUGUUAUUAGUGGUAAUUGAUGCAAUUUGUAGUUGGUUCUACCUAAGCCGCGAAAUUAGUAGCAGCGGACAGUGUCUAGUCAUUCGACAGGUACAUUUGGUCGGCUGUCAUGCGAUCCAGUUAGACUCAAGUGUCGAGUUUUAAGUGAAGCCGACGGAGGCAUGGAAGUUUUUUUGCCAGCGCAGCGCAGUUAUUAAUGGAUUGUAUUAAUGUUGAAAUUGAGGGUGGAUAGCUGGGACGACUGCAAGCGGACGACGAAAAGAGAUUGACAGAGAUAGAGCAAAACAGAACAGCCAUUACAAAAUAAUUACUUCAGCUAAAUAAUAGCGAAAUAAUUUCUCCAGCCAAAACUGUCCCGACGAAUGUGGUCCGUCUCGUGACGCUGUGCAGAGAAACGAGCCUAAUCCAUGAGCAAGCCAAAAAUACCACAGAAAUCUAAAGUGCCUUAAAAAUUAAUGGCAUAAUAAAAAACUAAUAAUUGCAAUUAGCCAUUCGUGCAAUCAAUAUUGCGCCCUGGCGCCUCGUGCCGGAUGAGUUCGGUGGAAAAAAGGACACUAAUUAACAGUCGCGCGCGUUGAAAACAAUUCAUGUAAUUGGUUGAAUAACAGUGAAAAACGAUACACUACGGGUGACCGAUGCAACCGACAGCAGGAUAUGGCCACUUGUAGUGAAAAUUGUGCAGAAAUGUAAAUAGCACAACUUAGCGGCAAUUAAGUACAUUGAUGAGAGUAACUUAUUUUCGUUCAGUGCUGGAAAAACGCAAUACACACGGUCGCUGCAACUGAAUGUUAAAAUUAAUAAAAAUGAUUAACUUCCCGCAACGUGCAAGUAAUUGAUAGCGAUGUUAAUUCUCCCGCGAUUAAAACAUUGACGAGCAGAGUACCGACGGGUGAAUUACCACGGCUGGAACUCUGCGCAAACGCGUGACAACCAACGGAUCUUUCAGCGGGUGUGUACAUAUUAGUUCGACGCUGGGGUCUGUCAGUCAGCAAGCUUCAUUGUUCAAUCAACCGGUCAGCAGUUCCGACGGCUGCUGCAAACGUUACACAUUCCGAGUUCCCGCUCUAAACAGUCCAGAUCGGUGAAGGUCUGACCGUUCACUGCGUGUGUGAAUUUCGUAGUGUGAUCAUAAAUCUUUAAUGAUAUAUCAUCAACGUUUCGUCGUCGUCGUCGACUCUGGGAAAUCUCGGCAACGAAAAUCAGAAGAUAAAAAACGCGCUGAGUGAGUAAUUGUGGGACAUAAAAUUUGGAUGUUUUCGCGGUUUCCUUCGCCAAAGACCUAAUCGAUCUUCGAAGGCGGAAAGAAGUGACAUAGAACUUGUCCGACGACGUCCGAGAAAUAAUAAAAAAGUGACGUAAAACAGUUGCUUCGAAAAGUUGGUCAGCCGAUGCCAAUCCAAAUUUUGCGAACGGAUAAGUGAACCGCGGAACAAACAGAGAAAAAAAUAUCGGAUUAAGUGAAGUGAACGCGGCUUUGAUAUCUCGCGACUCAUCGGAGCGUUCCGAAAUAAAACCUGCUGCUGCUGCUGCCGGCGAAGUGGCAAUAGUGCGUGUGUGUGUGUUUGUGCGUGCGUAUGACGAGUGCCAGCUUUUAAUGUGAAAAAUCGUAUGAAAUGGUGACAUUAAUGCCUUGUAGUUACAUAUCGGCCCCACGGAUCUCCAUCAUUGAUAAAAUGAUAGAGAUAGAACCAAAGGGUAAAAGAUCACGCACAGAAGGACCAGAUCUAAUCGAUAGGAGUCGAAACUACAACUCCGCAUCAGUAUCGAGUCUGAGUUCGGGAGCUUCGGCCGACAGCUGCUUGCCACCGAGUGGUUCAACAUUACAUUAUCCCUCGGCUUCGCACACAGUAGGAUCAUACUCCCUGUUGAACAACAACUACCGACCGCUUAGUGGAGCUUCCACUGUUCCAAGUGCAUCACAUAACGGAGUGAGUCUACCGUACGGUUCCGCUGCAAAUCACGGCUCGACAUCGGGAGGCAACAUAGUUUCGCGGCUAAACGGAGGUGCUACCUCGACGAUUACAUCAGGUGGUAGCAGUACUACAGGAACAACUGGUAGCUCUUUGGAUGGCUUAUCUUCAUCAAGUGGGCUCAAUAGCAGUAGCGCGAGUUUAACUGGGAGUGCAUCCAACGCGGCACUUGGUUCGGCCGAGUUGGGGAUGUCGCACUGGCUCACCGACGGUACAGUCAAGUCGGAAAUUCGUAGUCCUGGAUUAGACGCAGCGAUAUCCUCUGGGAACCUUCCCGUUGGUUCUACCCAUCUCGACAGUUCACUGUUUUGUGCAAACCCCAACAACCUAGACGCCCUGCAAAGCACUGCCAACUCGUACGAGAAAUCCGAUUACUAUUCCUACACGUACAACAUGCAACAAUACGCACCAUUCACGUACUCGUCCUACGGAUCGCCGUAUCAGACGAGAACGUCAUCGAAAAUACCUUCGCCAAACACAUAUCUUCCGUCCAGUUAUGCGGCAGCUGCUGCCAAUAACAAUUCGGCACAAAUCUACUCGUCCUACGGUUACAACAAUUUCGCCCAGUUCGGAACCAGUCAGCAGGACUACUAUAACUACAAUGACCCAACGUACUCACCGUACUACCAAACGGCAACCUAUCCACCGUACGUGAGCUCACCGGGGUCCAGUGGGAGUCAGAGUUUUCACGUUGCCGCUGGCCUAUCAGCAGAAAGUCCUUCAGAGGGGCAUUCCGCGGUGACACCUACCAUGUUGGCACACUCACACUCGCCACAAUCUCCGCUGUCCAUCUCACCUACCAUUCAGGCUGGUUCGGCAGCCGCCGUAGCAGCGGCAGCGGCAGCCGCAGCAGCAAAAACUACGCCCACCGGGAAACCCGGCCGGACGCGAGGCCGACGGCAUGCAAAUCCUAGUCCGACGAGAAGCUCGACGUCCGAACCGGGCGUGCCGGAGAAAGCACCCGAACGGAUCUUCGUGUGGGAUCUGGACGAAACGAUCAUCAUAUUCCACUCGCUGCUGACGGGGACCUACGCGGCAAAGUAUAACAAGAGUCGAGACCACCACAUGCAGCUAGGCUACCGGAUGGAGGAACUCAUCUUCAACAUGGCAGAUGCGUUCUUCUUUUUCAACGAUUUGGAAGAGUGCGACCAGGUACAUAUCGACGACGUAUCGUCCGACGACAACGGGCAGGAUCUGAGCAAUUACAAUUUCUCCGCCGAUGGCUUCCACACCGGAACGGCACAAGGAGCUCCACCUAAUAUUUGUCUUCCUAAUGGCGUUCGAGGGGGCGUUGACUGGAUGCGAAAGCUGGCGUUCCGCUAUCGGAAAAUUAAGGACACCUACAACACCUACCGAAAUAAUGUGGGCGGUUUGCUGGGACCUCAGAAGCGAGAACACUGGCUACAGGUCCGAUCGGACGUUGAUUUCGAAACGGACAGCUGGCACAGCUUAACGUUGAAAUGUUUGAACAUGAUUGCCCAGAGGGAGAACUGCGUCAAUGUACUGGUGACGACAACGCAGCUUGUUCCGGCCUUGGCCAAAGUGCUGCUCUACGGUCUAGGGCAGAUCUUUCCAAUAGAGAAUAUUUAUAGUGCAAAUAAAAUAGGUAAGGAAUCCUGCUUCGAGCGAAUCGUAACGCGGUUUGGCCGCAAGAGUACGUACGUCGUCGUGGGUGACGGUCAGGACGAGGAAAGUGCUGCCAAAAAUCUCAACUUCCCCUUCUGGCGGAUAUCAAGCCAUAGUGAUAUUCGGUCGCUGCACACCGCUCUAGAGAUGGGAUUCUUAUGAAGAGCGCCGCCAACCACCGUUAUCCUCGUCCUGUUGAAGUUGCGGCCCGAGUCCAACUUCGUUCUGCUGUGAAUGCGUUAGGAAUUUUCUAGUGAAAUUGAGCAGUUUAGCUUUAUCGUUGAAUGAAAAUACAUGAAAAGACAUUCUUUCCAUUUAAUCCUAGCGUCUAAGUCUCAAAUUAUGUAAAUUGCAAUAGAGUUACAUUUCAAAAGUAUAAUCGGAGUAAACCAAAUCAUUAUCAUUAUCGUAGAAUCGCACAGAUAGUUAUUCAUGUCACCAAAAGUAUCAAGGUCGGAUACAUGUUAAAGUAUCUGUAUAGUAUUCUGCUCGUCGGUUUUUAAUAUACUUAGGACUAAGAUUUUUUUAAGAAUUGCAUUUAUCAAUGCUCAAAAAUCGUACCCCGUUCAGAUUUCCCAGUGGCAUAAAAAUCUCAGUUGUGCAAAAAAAAAAGUCGUGAGUUGCAUUAAAAUUAUUUCCAGUUAGAAAAUUUCAGUAUGCUGUACUGUAUCUAGAUUGUACAUAAUUGACAGCUUUUUAAUGAGGUUGGCGCGAUAUUUGCUUAAAGAAAGACUUUGAAAUAUGUCUGAUUAUUGCUCCUCUUUUGUAUCAUAUCCAAAAAAGUGUUAUGAAAAGUUUAAUUUCAAUACGUUAAAAUUCUUAUAAAACUACCUAGUCGAAAAUUUUCGAGUUCCACGGCAUGUAAUCAUUACAUCGAACUUUUCGGAAACUUUCUUUGUUGCUCAUUUUAAAAAAUGAAAUACGCAUAUUUGUGCUGAUUGUAGAGCCUAAUGCGACCGACAGUUUUUGAAUAAGCAAGCCCUACAUUUGAAAAACGCACCAAUAAUUUAGCUGUUUCGAACGGUUUCUUGAAGCGAUUUUUUAGUCCAUGCAGUAAAAUAAUCGUCUGUGAAGAUAUUUCGGACGAUAGUUCCAGCAACAGAAUUCAAAUAUCAUAUAUUUAGUGAUUAUCCGAAUUAGUAUUCGUAGCAAAGAAGAAGUUAUUCAAUAUAUAUCAUUAUUAGCUGUACGAAAGAAAUGUGAAUUUUUCAACUGCAUAUUGUGUUAUAGAUAAUUAAGGCAUUUGUAAAUAGUAUCAUUUGAAAUAAAAAUAAAAUCAAAAUAUGACUACAUAGCGUCUAUGAAAAUAAUAAAGAAUAAAAAAAAUUGUAUAGUAAGCAAAUACAAGCAAAUAUUUAUAAGUCAAUCAUAAACAAUAAAAGAAGCCAAAAUGUAAUAAAUAAAACACAGUUGAAAUACAAUGAAAUUGACUUGACAGUCCCUGCAAA
Topomyia yanbarensis is the source of this 6090-nucleotide messenger RNA. RefSeq names its product developmental protein eyes absent (gene eya). The record is from RefSeq and is a predicted model, not a curated record. The transcript has 8 exons. Gene Ontology annotation, cellular component: nucleus. Gene Ontology annotation, biological process: multicellular organism development; positive regulation of DNA repair; cell differentiation. Gene Ontology annotation, molecular function: protein tyrosine phosphatase activity. Lineage: Eukaryota; Metazoa; Arthropoda; Insecta; Diptera; Culicidae. The coding region runs from base 2660 to 4804 and encodes 714 amino acids.